Messenger RNA from Caenorhabditis angaria, 1275 nucleotides. NCBI's taxonomy places the organism in Eukaryota, Metazoa, Nematoda, Chromadorea, Rhabditida, Rhabditidae. The record is from the annotation of a GenBank genome assembly.
AUGACUCACCUCAAAAUUGCCGUCAUUUCGGUGUUGAUGGCCAUGGUUUAUUAUGUGGAUGGUGCGAAGAGUUAUGCUCAAUUGCAGGCUCAAGUUGAGGCGGCUCUACCCAAUUAUGUUCUAUCACCUUAUUAUUUCACGGCGGAUUUGAUUACUGGCGAAAUUAUUGAGACUCGUGUUGAGGUCGAUGACGUGGAUAUUAAGACGAAAUUGAUUAGAGCUUUGAAACUUGCAGCUGAGAAGAGAAAGAAGGAUUUGCAAGAUCGAAAUGCUGGUGGAGGCGGUGCUUCUAAUCCAAAUGCAGAUCCUUUAACUCCAAAUGCACCUGUUAUAACUCCAAAUUCUGCACCAACAGAUCCAGAUGCACCUGUUAUAACUCCAAAUUCUGCACCAACAGAUCCAGAUACACCUGUUAUAACUCCAAAUUCUGCACCAACAGAUCCAGAUGCACCUGUUAUAACUCCAAAUUCUGCACCAACAGAUCCAGAUACACCUGUUAUAACUCCAAAUGCUCCACCAACAGAUCCAGAUACACCUGUUAUAACUCCAAAUUCUGCACCAACAGAUCCAGAUACACCUGUUAUAACUCCAAAUUCUGCACCAACAGAUCCAGAUACACCUGUUAUAACUCCAAAUUCUGCACCAACAGAUCCAGAUACACCUGUUAUAACUCCAAAUGGUGUACCAGGAGAUCCAUUAACUCCAAAUGGAGGUCCAUUAACUCCACAAGAUCAAAAUGGAGAUCCUUUAACUCCACAAGAUCAAAAUGGAGAUCCUUUAACUCCAAAUGGAGGUCCUUUAACUCCACAAGAUCAAAAUGGAGGUCCUUUAACUCCACAAGAUCAAAAUGGAGAUCCUUUAACUCCAAAUGGAGGUCCAUUAACUCCACAAGAUCAAAAUGGAGGUCCUUUGACUCCACAAGAUCAAAAUGGAGAUCCUUUAACUCCACAAGAUUCAAAUGGAGGACCUUUAACUCCACAAGAUUCAAAUGGAGGUUCUUUAACUCCACAAGAUUCAAAUGGAGGUCCUUUAACCCCAAAUGCUCCACAACAAGAUCCAGAUACACCUUUAACUUCUGCAGCAUCUGGUGACAAUACUGGCGCAGUUGCUCAACGUCAAAAACGUGCCGCAGGUAAAUCUAAACCAUCCCCCAUUUUCGCCCCAACCAAAACUCACAUUUUUCCAGACAAUGAUCAACAAUUCUGGGAGUUCUACCAUUCAGCCAUGCAAUUUUUGGAUCAAUAUGAUGUUUCGAUCAAAUAUGUCGACGAAUAG